UCGAAAAGCAGAAAGAGAGUGCUGACGUCUGACAGAGAAAGCAAGAAGGCGAGAAAGGGAGGAGCUUGGGAGAAGGGAUAGUGCGUGAUAUAGCCAAUGAUAGAGAUACAGAGAGAGCAAGUGAUAAAGGCAGCGAUAGAGGAAGGGUGGUAAUUUCCAGUCAAGUAGGAAUGGAAAUUGUAGAAUCCACAGCGCCGGUGGCUGAGGAAUGUGAGCUCUCAUUUCCAAGGGGUGGCCCGGUAUAUGUUCCGAAUCUUGUUGGUCCCUGCACUAGGGUUGCUGAGUUUGAGAAUUCUGUCUUCUGUGAACUUGAGAAUCUAGAGGCAGAGUUGCAUCAAGAUGCUUCUGACCUUUGUGAUGAUGAUAUCUCAAUUGAUGGGCUUAAAGUGUAUACGGAAGAGGAGUUAAUGAAUAUGGCUUUGAAGAAAGCAUUCCAGGUUACGGAGAACAAUGAAAAUAAUCCUCCAACGUCGGACCAAUCUAAUGCGGGGAUAGAAGAUGACCACAAUAUGUCAAGCAAUGAUCAUGCUUCUUUAAAUACAAAUAUCUGUGGUACAGGAUCAGAUGCUCCUACAUCAUUUGAGCCAUCAAAUCGAUCAUCUGGAACUACAGCCAACAGAACUAUGACGGGAAAGAUCUCAAGGAGAAGAAGAAAAGGAACGAAUGCUAUAUAUAUUCAAGGUGGUUGUACAGAAAAGGUGGAUGAAGUUGUAAAAAUCAAGCAAAAGCAGGAAGAGGACAAAGUGGCGGUUAGACUUCAUUCAUUCAAUCCUGCUUGCAAGAUCAAUCAAUCUGCCCUCAAAUCAGCUAGAACUGAAACGUUGAGAUCCCUUAGGUCUACAAGUUCUUCCAAAAAGGUUACGUCAGUGGGUCUUCAGGAACACAUACCUGUGCCGUAUCCUGAAGUUGUACUCACUGUGGAGGUUUACCAUCAUGUUCGAAAGUGUGUAAAGGUAACCCAAGAAUUAUUGGUUAUUGGAGGACAGAAUUUAACUGCUUUAAGGGACAAGAUCUUUUGCUCAAUGGAUCAGGUGAUGCACAAUGCUGGACAGCAUGAUCCUUCUGGUUAUUUUCUCAUUGAAGAUGUAUUCUACGUUGAUAGGAGGGAUCCGUCUGCUAUUGAUUAUACCGUACCCAUAUUUGAUUGGCUUAGAAACUCCAAGGGAGAGGCACAAGAAAAAUGGGAAUGUAUAAUAACUGGAGAGUUAAGGAAGAAACAGAAAGCAAUCAUGGGUGAAGCAUCUGUCUCACGCUUGCCUCACUUUACAUCUAUUGACAUGCAGAAGAUACGCGUUCGUGACAUAAGAUUCCGACUUGGUGCUGGAUUCCUCUACUGUCACCAGGGAGACUGCACUCACACACUAGUAAUACGAGAUAUGAGGUUGAUUCAUCCUGAUGAUGUGCAUAAUCGAGCUGCUUAUCCAAUAGUUACUUUCGAACUAAAGUUGCGUUUUCAGAAAUGUAAUGUUUGCAAGAUAUUCAGAGCUACAAAGGUCAUUGUGGAUGACAAAUGGACGCCAAAAAAUCCUUGCUAUUUUUGUGAUGAAUGCUUUUCGCUUCUUCACAUAGCAGAGGAUGGCUCUCUUCAUUAUUCUGAAUUUCUGGAGUAUGAUUAUCAUCAUGAUUAGUUGCCCUCUGCCCUGAACACUGCAGGACGUUUAACUCGUCAACUGCUACAUGGGAUGUCAUGAUCAUUGCUUGGAAUUUCUAAGAGUUCCAGUCAUCUGUUUUGCAAUUCAUAAGAGUUAAUGAAAUGAUUUGUUUUGGUUUGCAAAAUCUGAAGCAUCUAUUCAACUGCACAUGGACUGGAUGCUUAGAGCCUCUAGUUAAAUUCACAUGCAGAUGGCUUGUCAUUUUGGAACCUCUUUUUGUUGCUUUGGAAGCUAACUUUAAUAGAGUUCCAUGGCAGUGGAAAUGAUAUAGGUGCGUAUUUGAAUUAUCUUGUAUAAUACUGUCUGGACAAAGCAUCUUACUGCAAAAGAAGGAAAUCAUGCUAGGCCAGAAACUUGUGGAUCCUUAUUACUGGGGUUUUUGUACUGUGUAUACAAGAGAAUUUUGUUUAGGAAUGACAUGUUAAUAUUUAUAGGAGACACUGAUCCGUCUGCAAUUUUUAAUAUCAUUUUUUAUUUUUGUCCUCA
Messenger RNA from Neltuma alba, 2138 nucleotides. RefSeq names its product snRNA-activating protein complex subunit. Gene Ontology annotation, biological process: snRNA transcription by RNA polymerase II; snRNA transcription by RNA polymerase III. The transcript is spliced from 10 exons. NCBI's taxonomy places the organism in Eukaryota, Viridiplantae, Streptophyta, Magnoliopsida, Fabales, Fabaceae. Gene Ontology annotation, cellular component: snRNA-activating protein complex. Gene Ontology annotation, molecular function: RNA polymerase II cis-regulatory region sequence-specific DNA binding; core promoter sequence-specific DNA binding; bent DNA binding. The coding region runs from base 171 to 1628 and encodes 485 amino acids. The record is from RefSeq and is a predicted model, not a curated record.